GGCGAGAGCAUAUGGUCAUACGUGCAGCGCUCAAUGGGAAUCAGAAUCAGCGGGUUUGUCAUGAAUGCGCACCACUUAGAACGCUGAGUGCGGUUUCGGCGUUUGUUGGAGACGGUUUAGCGCGUAACUUUCGUGCGUGUUGUUCGUUCGCCGCAAAAGUGUUGAGCGUUUUUUAUGCAAAAUAAAAAGAAUAUACACAACAAUUUGUUAAUAUACACAUACAUACAUACAUAUAUAUGUAUAUACUUUAAUUGUGCUUUAAAGCGAGUGCGCUAGUACGGGCGAACAACCGCGUUACAUACGCGUGACACGAAAUAGUUUACGAUUGAGAAAAACGUGCACACAUGCAAAUUUACAAAUAAUAUCAAAGUUUUACAAAUUAUUCGAUACCUACAGUGCUUUGGGUAUACAUAAAUAGUGUACACCAUAUGUGUAUGUAUAUAUUUUGGUGUUGUUGUUGUGCGAAGGAGUAUGCUACGCCGUUUAGUUGUUUAUCAACUUGAGCGCACAGCCAAACACAACAAUCAACUUUUCGGUAGCGUCACAAGCGGCGCGCUUUGUACUCACACACACACACAAAUCCAUAUAUACAAACACAAGAGAACGACGCGAACAUAAACAACAAGCACAACAACAAUCACGUUUACACAACGUCGACACAGUUUGAUUUUAAUUUAAGUUGAAUUAAGUGAAACCGCGUGAAUAAUUUUGGAAGAGGUCGCUGGGUCGACCGCUCAAACGGCAGGCAAAUCCAGGCGAGACUUCAAGUAAACACGCCGGCAGUCUGCUGCGUGAGACGGAAGUGCUUAGGGCGUGUUAAGUGUAGUAGCGAGCGCAGCGCCGCAGCAGUGUUGGCAUAAAAACAGACUCCAUAAACGCCCAUUUAAUUGUCAACUGUAGUGAAAAGGACACGCGGAGCCUCAACAGCGAUACGCUUGUGUUUAUAGUACCGCAAUAGCAUAAAUCGUCUGCGUGCAGCUAUAAAAUAGUGCAACGACCCUGCUUGCAUGCAAAUGUGUGCGCGUGUAACUGUGUGUGGUUGCGAAUAAAAGCUUAGAUCCUACAGCAUAGCGGCGAAGUAGACAAUAUAAAACGGAAGCGGAAGUUUGCUGCUAGUGCAAGAGUCGAAAUAGUUGCAGAUAGUUGCAGACGUCGUAAACGCCCAAACCUCCCCACGCAUACUGUGCCUUUCAACUACACACAUACAAAUAUACUAAUAUACACGUACAAGUCGUACAAAUAUGCAUUGGUGGUGCAAAGCCUUAAAUGCCACACACACACACACAUAUAUAUAUAUAUAUAUACUAACAAAUAUAUUUACAAGCCAACGACAAUAAUGCCGAAAUUAAUGGACUAAGUUGAGUUUGCAAAUGGCUUCAUUGUUUGUGCUUGCAUCGGCAAAUGAAAAUCGAUUUUCCACCCAACACAACAACAAGCAGAACAACGCGCCCGCAACCAUCGCAGCCCACAAAUAUUGAAAACUGUGUGCCUCAGCAAAAUACUCGAACAGAUUAUUUGAAUAUAUACUCAGACUCAAGUGUAACAAGCGCAAUUUCCAAUAAAAAGUAUAUAAUAUAAAAAUAAAUUCGAAAAGGUGAAUGUGCCGCUUUGCUCGUUGACCUUUUGUGCGCGACUUAAUAGAAGGGGGCAGUAACGGCACAACCCCGCAAGCGACGCAUACAUUUACCACAGCAAUUUAAUUGAGUACUCAACGGCAAGGUAGCAGAGCAGCAAAACAACAACAAAUAGAUAAUAAAUCGCAUUUUGCACUCAUCAAACGUCAAAUGAGUUUCAUAAUUGAAAGUGGCAGCCCGUCAGCAGUAGAUACCAAUACAACAGCCCCAACAAUAAAGCGAGCAACUUGCAACAACGACGAAGACGACGACAGCCAAAUUGACUUUGGCAGGAGCAACGGCAGUCAAGAGUCAUUGCGGCGUCAGCAAGCGCGUCUGCCACGACCCACACGUACCUCACCGCCACCCCCCAAACCACCCAAACCUCUAAAGCUGACAAAGUGCCACAGCAGUGAGCAUCCGUUGCAACAGUUGCUACACAAUUCAGCGAUUUGCAAGCAGCACGAAAUCAACCAAAUAAAUCACGUGCUGCUACAACAACAACAACAGCAACAGCAAAGCAGACAUCAGCAUCAUCAUCAUCAUCAACAUCUUCACAAGCAUAGUCAUAGCCAUCAUCAGCAUCAGCAUCAACAUCUGGCGCAGCAAUCACAAACUCAGAGUGAACUUACUUUACAACAAGAGCAGCUGCAACAACAACAACAACAGCUAGUGGAACCAACUGUUAGCGCUAGUUUAAUGCCUUCGCUGGAUUACAGUGUGCCGCCACCGCUACCGCCAAAACCGAAAACUUUGCUACACAUCAAAACACAACAGCAGCAGCAACAACAAGCACAACUGUUGCAAAAACAACAACUGUUGCAGCAACAAUUGCAAAAGCAGCUGCAACAACAGCUUAAACAUGUGUUAAAACCGCAGCAGUUGCCUACGUUAGAUCAGCAGCAGCAACAACAACAACAACAACAAGAAUCACAUUCCAUUGACGCAAAAUAUCAAGCACCAAAAUCGCCCAAACCACCAGCAUCUCCACGUACACCAAAAUCGCCACAAUCAUACCCCCCCGCCCCACAUGAAUCGCCAAGCGUUAAGAAAGAUGCUGUGAAAACCCACACAUUACAAUUCCAUCAUUUUCGCCAUCACAAGUCGGCGCCCACAUUUGAUCUCUUCUUCAAAUCGCCCACAAAUUCAUCAUGUACCACGCCGCUCUCGAAGUCACGCCGCAAUAGUUCAUAUCAUUCGUACGAUGACCUCGACGCCACGAGCGCCGAGAAGAAAGUGGUGUCCAGUUUGAAAUAUUUGUGUGCCUGCACGGGCGCCACCUUGCGCAAUCUCUCGAAGAAAACAAAAGAUUUGCAUGCGAAAAAUUACUGUUACACGAAGCCCACGUGGCGUCUCUGGGGUGAGGAGCACGAAAAGAAUGCCAUUUUCACAGUCUACCUUAAGAAGGUGCGCUACCAUCGACCAACGCCAUCGGCGAAUAAUGAUUCGGACGAUGAAAUUAGUCACCUUGAAUGGGAAACGGUGCGAGUGCGCUUCGUGAAGGCGGCCACUUUGGCGCGGUUAGUCGAGGCGUUAGCCACAGAUGAUGGUGAAUUGGAGUCGACUUUCAUCAAUGUGUUCCUCUCCACUUAUCGCACUUUCUCCACACCCAAAGAGGUGCUCAAUCUGCUCAUACGACGCUACGACACACUCAAUGACAAGCAUCUGCAAGAGAUCGAAGAGCACCAACAACUUGAGGAUGUGAACUACGACCCAGCGGCAUCCAUACAUGAACAACAUAAAAAAACACUAGUCUCGGCAUUGCAUGUGUGGUUGGAUGGAUUUCCGGAGGACUGGAAUGAGGAUAGCCUGCGGCAAAUAUUGACAUUCGCAUCCAAGCGUUUACCGCGCUCAGAGUUGCAUUUGAAGGUGCUGCAUCGACUGGAGCGCAUACUGCGUCAGCAGGUGUAUGGCGAAAGUAGUGUGCCUCCAUGGCUGGCGAGUGGCGUGGGUGCAAAUGCCAACGGUGGUGGCAUGAAUAUGAGCAUGAGCGUGGGUUUGCUGCCGCAACAAUACAACGCUGAGUUCACAGAACAAUUUGCGGGACUGUGUUUGGCACCGGCGUUUCGUGGACCCACGCAUUUUCUGCAAGCAUUUCGCUUCCCGCAUGUACCGGUACGUCAUUUUGCCGAACAGCUGACACGCAUGGACUCGGAACUAUUCAAGCGCUUGAUACCACAUCAAUGCCUAGGUGCAACAUGGGCGCGACGGGACAAAAGUGGCUCUGAAACGGUGGUGGCUACCAUAAAUCAAUUUAAUGCUGUGCUUUUUAGAGUUAUUUCUAGCAUACUGAUAGAGCCCAGACUCAAACCACAGGAGCGUGCUUUAAAUAUAGCGACGUGGAUUGACAUUGCGCAAGAGUUGCGUUUGCUGAAGAAUUUCUCUUCGCUGAAAGCGAUUAUAUCGGGACUGCAAUCAAAUCCUAUUUACAGACUUUCAAAAAUAUGGGCCGUGCUUCCCAAAGAAAAGAUGGAAAUUUUCAGUGAACUUGCCAGAAUAUUUUCGGAGGACAACAACGCUUGGGCGCAGCGCGAAGUACUCAUGCGUGAGGGCACUGCGAAAUUCGCCGACACGGUGGGUGAGCACGAUCGCCAUCUGCAGAAGAUCAUACAGAAACAAAGCACGCAGACGUCGCAUGGCACCAUACCUUACCUGGGCACCUUCCUCACCGACUUAACAAUGAUACACGCCGCCAUACCGGACACGAUAGGCGAACACCAGCUCAUCAAUUUCGACAAGAAACGCAAAGAGUUUGAAGUGCUGGCGCAAAUCAAAUUGCUACAGGGUGCCGCCAAUACGUAUAACCUGCGUGAAGACACCAACUUCGAUCGCUGGUUUGCGUCAGUGCUAGUGCUGGAUGAGCGUGAGGCGCAUGUACUCUCCUGUCAACUCGAGUCGCCACCGCCGGCACCACGCAAAUCAACCGCAUCGACGAAUACAUCGCUAACGAACACGACGAUCUCCUCGAAUGGUCACCGCAAGACCGAUUCGAUAGCUUCGAACUCAAGCAGCGGUGCUGGUUCCCAAUUCUACUGUGAAUUGAACAACAGCUAUAGUUCGCACUACAGUUCGCGUCACAAUUCACUCGAUCGUGACGCACAGGCGCCGAACGCAUCGAUCUUGUCGGCCUCCAGCAGCGUAUCGAAUCUAUCCAUAGACUCGAGCAACUCGGGCGGACAGAAAUCUAAUACGAAAAUGACGCACUCACACUCGACAAACGGUGUGCGCGGCAGUGCUGGCAGUGGAAACAACAAUACACAGCUGAAUGUCGGCUCGCCUAUCAUCAACGCCCAGCUGGUGCAAUCGCCAGGCACCAAGACCAAUAAUGCGCCCGAUUUUUACAUUAUACGCGUGACGUACGAAACGGAAAACGUCGAGUUGGAUGGCAUUGUGCUAUACAAGAGCAUAAUGUUGGGCAACAACGAGCGCACACCGCACGUCAUACGAAAUGCGAUGAUGAAGCUCGGUCUCGAGGCUGAUCCCGACGACUAUACGCUCGCACAGGUACUGCCCGACAAGGAGUUGGUGAUGCCAAGAAACGCGAACGUCUACUACGCGGUGAAUACGACCUACAAUUUGAAUUUCAUCCUGCGGCCGAAAAAGAAAGAUGGCGCCAGCAACGGUAGCUAGUGCAUAGGGUUGUCGGUGCAUGUGCAGUUCCGUACGUUGUUCGUGCUUCUGGUGCUUUAAGCGAGCGGCGUUGACGCGUGGUGACUUAUGCUACACAACUACAACUAUAACAAAGGAUUUAUAACUAUAUUUACAUGUAAAAAUACAUAUAUUUCAUACUCAUAAAGAUGUUUUUCCAUUUUGGAAACGUUUUAUAAUUUAUGUAAUCUCAAAUAAUGGACAAAUAAUUAGUGUAAAUAAUUGCUGUAUUUUAGUUUAAUUUUUAAAUAUUUAUAUGUAUGUAUUUUUUUGUAAUCAUAUGCUAUGUAUGUAUAUAACUGUAAGUUCAUAAUUAAUUUAAUUAGUUUAUAUAAUUUUUAUAUGUAUUUUUUUGUAAUAUUCGAAAUUUCGCUUAUGUCUGCGCGUUUAUAAUUAAAUAAUUUUAUAAAUUUGUGAAAAGCUAAAAUAUUUAUUUAUUUUGUAUGUUAAAUGUAUAAGUUUUAUUGCUUUAAAAAUGCUUUAAAGAGAAAAAACCAAUAACUGCAAAAUACUUGUAAAGAGAAAAUGUGAAGAUAAACGGAAAGUUAAAACAAUAAUUGUAAUUAAAGUCGUAUUUUAAUUAAGAUUUAAAUGUAUAACAAUUAUUUAAAGUGAGUUCAGCAUGAAAGUCGCUGUGUUAUGGAACCUUUUGAAGCAAUGUUUAAUUUAAAAAUAGUUUAAAGGGGUUCAAAUAAAUUUUUUUUUAUAAACAAAAGCACAAUUUUUUUUAUUAAAAGCGAAGGUUGGUGACAAAGAAGACAUGCUGAGCAAGAGUAGGCAUCUAAAAGAAUUGCAUAAAUAAAUUGUGGAAAAAAAUUACUGCCAUCUAAUGGAAAUUAUAGCGUUUAAGCCAAUGAUCUUAAAAAUUUGCUUUUUCAGCUAAUAAAAAGAUUUUUUUAAUUUUCAAACUA
Messenger RNA from Bactrocera oleae (olive fruit fly), 6172 nucleotides. It is a transcript of the gene Rgl, whose product is annotated as Ral guanine nucleotide dissociation stimulator-like. Lineage: Eukaryota; Metazoa; Arthropoda; Insecta; Diptera; Tephritidae. The record is from RefSeq and is a predicted model, not a curated record. Gene Ontology annotation, molecular function: guanyl-nucleotide exchange factor activity. Gene Ontology annotation, cellular component: plasma membrane. Gene Ontology annotation, biological process: Ras protein signal transduction; positive regulation of GTPase activity.